Symbiodinium sp. CCMP2456 is the source of this 1056-nucleotide messenger RNA. NCBI's taxonomy places the organism in Eukaryota, Dinophyceae, Suessiales, Symbiodiniaceae. The record is from the annotation of a GenBank genome assembly.
AUGCCGCAGUUGCUCAAGCUGCGCAAGGGUGAGUUUCAGAUUGAUUCAAUAAAUUCAGUGGAGGACACCAAGGGUAACAACGGCGAGAGGGGCAUCCUCAUUGUCACGAACCUGAGGUUAAUAUGGACUUCAGCAAAGUACGCGAGGACCAACUUGAGUAUUGGCUUUAACUGUGUAUCGAGCGUGAACAUUCGCACCGUGAACUCCAGGCUUCGGGGCAACAGCCAGGCUUUGUAUGUCAUGACGCGAUUCAAUUCCACUCGAUUCGAGUUCAUCUUCACAUCCCUCGUCAAGCACAGCCCACGCCUUUUCACCACGGUUCAGGCUGUCUUCAAAAGCUAUGAAACCACGAAGCUGUACAGAGACUUGAAGCUGCGUGGGGCCAUCAUCCGGGACAAAGAGCUCGUCAUGUUGCCAAAUGAGCAGGUCUACGAGAAGAUCAAUGGUAUCUGGAACUUGUCCUCGGAUCAAGGCAACCUCGGCACCUUCAUCAUCACAAAUGUGCGCACGGUCUGGUUUGCCGUUUUGGCAGAAAACUUCAAUGUGUCCAUCCCGUACCUGCAGAUGAAGAGCAUCAAUGUCCGGAACUCCAAGUUUGGACAAGCCCUGGUCAUAGAGACCACGGCCUCCAGUGGAGGGUACAUCUUGGGUUUCCGCGCGGACCCGGUGGAGCAUCUGGAGGAGGUGUAUACCCAGAUUCACAACCUGUGGAAGAUCUUCAGUGUAACACCGAUCUUUGGAGUUGAGUUCUCCGUCGAGGAUAAGCAGUCGGAUGGAAAAGAGAAUUUCGUGCCAAGACAGGAGGACGACGUGCAGAUUAUGGAGGGUGAUGAUAUCGAGCCUUGCUUGCUUUACCAGCCUGACGGUGAAAAAGAGAUCGACCGAGAGCCCAUCUACAACAACGAGCUUGGCCUCGCAGUGGAGCGACUCAAGGAAGGCUCAACCAUCCAGCAGCUCUGGCAGAUCGCGCGGCUCCAGCCCGGCGUGGCCGAUCCAAGUUUCACCAUCCUCACAGAAAAGAGCAGAGUCGGCAGUGUGCAGGUGGCUGGUUGCUAG